AUUUCAUCAGUAGUAAUCAAAGUAAUCAAUCGUUCAUCUAGUGUCCGUCAGUUCGUCAUCAGUUAUUCCGUAUGUGUGCGUAGGUGAUGGCAGACCCGGUAGAUGUGCCCGUCGCCGCCGGCAACGACUCAAAGUUUGAUGCCCUCGUAAACUUUGAGAUAGAAAAGAAGAUCGGCAAGGGUCAGUUCAGUGUCGUCUACCGAGCGAGAUGCAGGUUCGAUUCUAGCAUCGUCGCGCUUAAGAAAGUACAGAUUUUUGAGAUGAUGGAUGCAAAGGCACGCCAAGACUGCAUCAAGGAGAUAGAUCUCCUUAAGCAACUGAACCACCCGAACGUCAUCAUGUAUCUCGCAUCGUUUAUCGAGGACAAUGAGUUGAAUAUUGUACUGGAAUUGGCAGAUGCUGGUGACCUAUCAAGAAUGAUAAAGCACUUUAAGAAGCAGAAGAGGCUGAUUCCAGAGCGUACGAUCUGGAAGUACUUUGUCCAGCUGUGCAGCGCUCUGAACCACAUGCACUCACGCCGCGUCAUGCACAGAGACAUCAAGCCAGCGAACGUGUUCAUAACAGCGACGGGCGUAGUGAAGCUAGGCGAUCUGGGACUCGGACGAUUUUUCAGUUCUAAGACUACAGCGGCGCAUUCUCUAGUUGGAACACCCUACUACAUGUCACCUGAGCGCAUACAUGAGAAUGGAUACAACUUCAAGUCGGAUAUCUGGUCAUUAGGUUGCCUGUUAUAUGAGAUGGCAGCACUGCAGUCACCAUUCUAUGGAGACAAGAUGAACUUGUAUUCAUUGUGUAAGAAGAUUGAGCAAUGUGACUACCCACCUUUACCCUCCGAUCACUACUCAGAAAAGCUGCGAUCACUAGUGAAGUUGUGCAUCAAUCCCAACCCUGAACAGCGACCAGACAUCUCCUAUGUUUACAACGUGGCGCAGGAAAUGCAUGCCGGAGGCGCCACCUAGCUAUUGAAACCUCGCGAGCAUGGCAUGUACAAGACUUAGCGUAUCCUUACUUUCCAUAAAAGACAGUUGAUGCAAUUACUCGAAACUUGUUUGUGAAAAUAUUUGGUAUGUUGCGGUGGUGAUUUCGCACAGAUUUUGAAUUAUUAUACGUGGAUAUGAGUUGCAUGUAAAGAACACAGAAACCAUCCAAGUGCCAUUGCCCUUACUUUUGAGAGGCCUUGUCCAUGAGGUUUGGUACAUGGCAACCUCUUGUCUUGUCUUAAGCAUGUGGAAACAAUGUUUGUUGUGAUCAGGCCACAUCAUUAUGGCUGCUGUGAUAUUAUUUGUCCGUCCUAUCGCGGCAGCGGUCUAGUCGAUUCUCGAUUCUCGCAGUGCUGCCCUCUAUAGUAUGAUGAAGGUGGACCCAGUCCAUCUGUGUUUACCAAAGAAGAGAUAAUGAGCUGAAUAUGUGGAUACACCCUGUGAGCGUUGUUCUCUCACUGAUGCCAAAGAAUCUCGUAAAUUUUUGAGCCAGUUGAUGAUAUGAAAUGCAGGAGGCCGUAAGUCAUAGUUAUGUCAGCAAGUUUGAUUGGAAGUAUUUUGGAGGUUUAAUGUACUAGUAGUUUGGGCAGAGCAUAAAUGUAUAUUUAAUCUGUGUUAUGAAACAUAACAUUUGUUUCUGGCCAUACAUAUAUUUAUAUAUAAUAUAUAUAUAAUGUUAAUUAGUUUUUAUUGCUCUCAAGAUAUUUUUACUUCUUUUUUCCAUAAGGGUACAUAUUAAAUAUCUUCUCUGAUUUUAUUCCAUAUUGAAUGAAAUUUUCAAUGGCAUUAUUGCUUCAUAGCACAUAAUAGUCAUAAUAGUAACUUGAUGAUGUGAAAUUCUAUUAAUACAAUUCUAUCUCUUAUCCAGAAUACCAACUCAACUUGAGAGGCUUUUAGUAUUCUAGUAAAUCAAAGAAGGUACUUGUAUGAGAAUAUCCCAAUUGCAUGAUUAGCAAACCAAAUAAAUAUUUUGUUGAGCUAGUAAUGAGAGCUGAAGAGUGAUGAUGUCAUAUAUAUUUAUAGUUAUAAUACAUUAUCAAGAAAUAAUUAUGAGGGGCCAUUUCUGUAGUCUGUAGGCAUCUUGUUGUAGUUAUCCAAUAAUUGAUUCCAGCUAAGUCAUCCACUGUUUGCAUUGGCAUUAGUCUCUAUGCAGAACCCAUAGAGAGCUAUAGCAUUAUAACUGAAAGUAGAUAUGUUUGCUCUGAAGCUGCAUGAUAGUCAGCAAUCAUGUCACUCGCUUCUGAUGCUUUAGCUUGCAGCUACCUUCGCAUGAUCGUACCGGUGAUUAUCAUGGUCGAUUAGGAAUGUAUUGUUAAUGAAUGUUGUUAAAUUCCUAACACGGUGGAGCCAUGGUUGUUGUGGCAGGCAUCCACUGUAGUCAAUAUUGUUGAUAAAAUUGAGGACUAAGCGAUUUUGUAGUGAAGAAAUCACUGCUGUUGUAAAGCAAUUCGUCGUGGCACUAUUGUUUUGGUAACUGUUGCGGUAUAUUUACUUUAGUUAUGAAGUCUAUGCUUUGUAUAUGAAUGGAAAUCUAUUCGUUAUUGAAUCACAUGGACCUGUUUACAUGUCUUUGUUCCCGGCCAUAUAGAUGAAUGAUCGCGAGUGGCAAAUCUACGUAAGCAAGAUUUUCUCUCCAAUGUCUUGGUUUUACACUGUCAUCUCUGCGAGGUUUGACAGGGGAACAGAUGUAAGUGCAUUGUCUACUAAUUUACAUACGAUUUGUGCAUGCUUGACCGUUCUAGCCUACAACUGGCCGAAUCAGACGCGAGAUGUGUUGCUGUAUUGUUCUGCAGAAACCAUUACGUGUUGGCGAAAGUAAUUUUGCUCAGCAUUUUGGCCUGUUUUAGCUGUUUAAGUUAUGUAACCUUUUCCUGCUACUAGUUGUGGUAAUGUUACACUGUUAAGGCACAGCCUUUACUUAUCAAAAAUUUGUGCGAUCGCGAAGGAGUGAUAGUAAGACAGCUUAUUUAUACAUAUUGAUUAUUAUCUACGUGUCUUACCCAUCCCGUCACAUAGUGUGCUCACAUAGAUAAUAUAGAGGCGUAUCAUAGAAUGCAAUGUAGAAAUGUGUAAUAGUAAUAUUUUAUUUUAUUUACCCA
Priapulus caudatus is the source of this 3079-nucleotide messenger RNA. RefSeq names its product serine/threonine-protein kinase Nek7-like. The record is from RefSeq and is a predicted model, not a curated record. The coding region runs from base 87 to 959 and encodes 290 amino acids. NCBI's taxonomy places the organism in Eukaryota, Metazoa, Priapulida, Priapulimorpha, Priapulimorphida, Priapulidae. The transcript is spliced from 9 exons. Gene Ontology annotation, molecular function: protein kinase activity; ATP binding. Gene Ontology annotation, biological process: protein phosphorylation.